Amoebophrya sp. A25 is the source of this 792-nucleotide messenger RNA. NCBI's taxonomy places the organism in Eukaryota, Dinophyceae, Syndiniales, Amoebophryaceae. The record is from the annotation of a GenBank genome assembly.
ACAAGUGGCAUGUUCCGUUUAGGCGAGGAGCGAAAGUGCAAUAAAAGUUGUGGCACUUCCUCAAAAGCAGGUGGAGGGGCAUCCUCGAAUCAUAAGACGCAAAAAGAGAUUGAAACAGUCGCUCUUGGUGGAGCACGCCGUGUCCAGGAAAUAGAGACUAUUGUCCGUGCAUGGCGACUCAGCGCUCCACCGGCUCCGGGCUCCAAUGCGACGACACAGGGCAAUGCUCCACCACUGCUAGAACUCUUGGGUCGGCGUGAGCUGUGCGUUGGUCUUCUGGAAUUGUUACUCAGUGAGGAGAGUGGAAUCCUACCCUCUUGGCGUGCAGCCACUGCCUCUAGUGGACAACAACAACAACAACAACAACAAGCGCUUCUAAAUAUCAAGAGUCGUCUCGAGAACAUCAAGACUUCUCCCGACAAGGUGAAGAAUAAGUCGUCUACAUCCACCACGUUUCUUCUUGGGGAGCUGUUGAAGCAUGUGUGGACCGAGUUCCCUCUGCCGGCUGAUGCGCCACCGGGUGUCAGUCGCGUGUUGUACAAAAACAAGGCGGAUUCUAUCAACUUGCGUCUAGCGCGUCUCUUUUUGCGGACCGGCGUAGCUGGACCAGUGGCUGAUCGAGUCGUUUCGUAUUUGGAGAAUUUUCUAGCUAAAUCCCUGUUGAAGGAUCAGAUUAGUGGAAAUACGACCUUGAACAACUUCUUGGGAGGUGGAACAAGCGGCCAUGGGACAACUGGAAGCCAUGGAACAACUGGAAGCACUUCGGGUUGUUCUUCGUCGUCAGGAACAAAC